Molecule: messenger RNA, 4975 nt
Organism: Callithrix jacchus (white-tufted-ear marmoset)
Lineage: Eukaryota; Metazoa; Chordata; Mammalia; Primates; Cebidae
Gene: ITIH6
Product: inter-alpha-trypsin inhibitor heavy chain family member 6
Biological process (GO): hyaluronan metabolic process
Molecular function (GO): serine-type endopeptidase inhibitor activity
Source: RefSeq, a predicted model, not a curated record
UCGGGCUCAGAUCUUCUGUACAUGAACAGCAGAUCCAGGCCAGAGGUGGUAUCAUGUCUGGGUGGAGGGAUCUCAUCUGUGUCAGCUUUUUGCUGACCAUUCUUCUUGAACUGACAUACCAGGGACCUCCUGUCCCCCCUUCAUCAAGCACAAAGCUGUUAAUGACAAGCUAUUCUGUGCGCUCCACGGUGGUGUCUCGCUAUGCCCACACCUUGGUCACCUCUGUCCUGUUCAAUCCACAUGCUGAAGUCCAUGAAGCCAUCUUUGACCUGGAUCUGCCUCAUCUUGCCUUUAUCUCCAAUUUCACUAUGACCAUCAACAGUGAAGUCUACAUUGCAGAAGUCAAAGAGAAACACCAGGCAAAGAAAAUCUAUGAAGAAGCCCAUCAGCGGGGAAAAACAGCUGCUCACGUAGGCAUCAGGGACCGGGAAUCAGAGAAGUUCCGCAUCUCCACCAGCCUGGCAGCAGGCACAGAGGUGACUUUUUCCCUGGCCUAUGAGGAACUGCUUCAGCGGCACCAGGGCCAGUACCAGCUGGUGAUGAGCCUGAGGCCUGGCCAAUUGGUGAAGAGGCUGAGCAUAGAGGUUACAGUGUCAGAAAGGACAGGCAUCUCCUAUGUGCACAUACCACCCCUGAGGACCAGCCGCCUGCGCACCAACACCCAUGCAAGUGAGGUGGAUUUACCCCCAUCCACCAAGAUCGAGAGGGGAGAGACCUGUGUUCGAAUCACCUACUGCCCGACAUUGCAAGACCAGUUGGCCUUCUCUGGCUCAGGCAUCAUGGCCGACUUCCUGGUGCAGUACGAUGUGGUCAUGGAGGACAUUAUUGGAGAUGUGCAGAUUUACGAUGGCUAUUUCGUUCACUACUUUGCCCCUAGAGGCCUUCCACCUAUGGAGAAGAAUGUGGUUUUUGUUAUUGAUGUAAGCGGCUCCAUGUUUGGUACCAAGAUGAAGCAGACUAAAAAGGCCAUGAAUGUGAUUCUCAGUGACCUUCGAGCCAAUGACUACUUCAACAUCAUCUCCUUUUCUGACACAGUUAGUGUCUGGAAAGCUGGAGGCUCAAUCCAGGCCACCACCCAGAAUGUCCACAGUGCCAAGGACUACCUGCAUCGCAUGGAAGCUGAUGGUUGGACCGACAUCAACUCAGCUCUGCUGGCAGCUGCUUCAGUGCUGAACCAUAGCAACCAGGAGCCUGGGAGGGUCCCCAAUGUGGGAAGGAUCCCUCUUAUCAUCUUCCUCACAGAUGGGGAGCCCACAACCGGCGUGACGACCCCCAGUAUGAUCCUCUCCAAUGUCCGUCAGGCGCUAGGCCACAGGGUAUCCCUUUUCAGCUUGGCCUUUGGGGAUGAUGCUGACUUUACACUGCUGCGCCGCCUUUCCCUGGAAAACCGGGGAAUAGCCCGGCGCAUAUACGAGGGCACUGAUGCGGCCCUACAGCUGAAGGGCCUCUAUGAGGAGAUCUCCAUGCCUCUGCUGGCAGAUGUGCGUCUGGACUACCUGGGCGGCUUGGUUGGGGCCUCCCCUUGGGCUGUUUUCCCCAACUACUUUGGUGGCUCAGAGCUGGUGGUGGCAGGCCAGGUGCAGCCAGGCAAACAGGAGCUGGGCAUCCACCUGGCAGCCCGUGGCCCCAAGGAUCAGCUUCUUGUGGCCCGUCACAGUGAAGGGGCCACCAACAAUAGCCAGAAGGCAUUCGGUUGCCCAGGGGAGCCAGCCCCAAAUGUGGCCCACUUCAUCCGCCGCCUCUGGGCCUAUGUCACCAUUGGAGAGCUGCUGGACGCACGCUUCCAAGCUCGUGAUGCCACCACUCGCCACCUGCUGUCUGCCAAAGUCCUCAACCUGUCCCUUGAAUACAGCUUUGUCACACCUCUGACUUCACUGAUAAUGGUGCAACCCAAAGAGGCCAGUGAGGAAACCAGGAGACAGAUCUCCACCACAGCUGGGCCAAACACCAUAAUGCCCUCAUCCAGCAGCAAGCAUGGCCUAGGGGUAAGCACAGCUCAGCCAGCCUUGGUGCCCAAGGUUAUCUCCCCCAAAUCAAGGCCUGUAAAACCAAAGUUCUACUUAUCCUCAACUACUACAGCCUCUACCAAGAAGAUGCUCAGUUCCAAAGAAUUGGAGCCAUUGGGAGAGAGCCCUCGUACCCUACUGACACCCACAUACCCAAAGGCCAAAACUCCAGCACAACAGGAUUCUGGCACUUUGGCCCAGCCAACUUUCAGGACAAAACCUACUGUUCCUGUACCCUCAAAUUCUGGUGCUCUGUUGCCUCCGAAGCCCAGCACUCCAUCACACCAGAAUCCUGAUAUAUUACCCGUGAACUCCAGGACACAAGUCCCAACUCUGAAACCUGGCAUCCCGGCCUCUCCCAAAGCUAGCACUGUGAAACAUGUUACUCCACUGCAUUCCAAACCUGGUGCUCCAUCACACCCCCAACUUGGGGCACUCACAUCACAGUCACCUAAAGGCCUGCCACUGUCAAGACCUGGCAUCUCUACACUUCAGGUUCCCAAGUACCCACCAAACACCAGGCCUAGGGUUCCUCCUGCUCCCAAGACCCAAAACAACAUGCCACACCCCAGACCUGGGUUCCUCUUAUCCAAGACCCCUAAAAUCUCAUUAUCUCUUAAACUGAGUGCCCCACCACACCAAAUUUCCACAAGCAUACCACUUUCCAAGCCUAAGACCCCAAGCCCCCACAUUCCCCAAACUCCACUACCUCCUAGACCUGACAGACCGAGACCCCCACCUCCUGAGAGCCUAAGCACAUUCCCAAAUACAAUCUUAAGUUCCACAGGUCCCAGCAGUGCCACAAUCACCUCUGUCCUUGGUGAACCCCUCCCCAUGCCCUUUGCCCCCACUCAGCCCCCUGGAAGGUUCUGGCAUCAGCAUGACCUGCUGCUGGGUCUCCAGAAGACCAGGCAAAUUCUGGGACCAUCUAUGCCAGGAGUUCCAACAAUGAGCCUACUCAACAGCUCCAGGCCUGCAACAGAAGGCAGCCCUCCAAACCUGCCAAUCUUGCUGCCUUCCAGCAACCUCCCUGAGGCCAUCAGUCUGCUCCUUCUCCCUGAGGAGCUAGUGCUGCUGUCUGAGUCAACAGUGGAAUCCAAGUUUGUGGAGUCCUUGAACCCACCAGCAUUCUAUACCUUCCUCACUCCUGAUGCAAACGGAAGUCCAAACUGGGAUGAUGAUUCUGAGGAGAUCCUGGGAGCAGCUGGAGGCAGCAUGGAAUCUCAAGGACAUUCUGUGGGGUUAGCAAAAGGCGCAUUGCCUACUGUCUUCACCUUCUCCUCCUCAGUGGACGGGGACCCCCACUUUGUGAUCCAAAUCCCACACUCAGAAGAGAAGAUCUGCUUCACACUGAAUGGGCACCCUGGGGACUUGCUACAGCUCAUAGAGGACCCAAAGGCAGGGCUGCAUGUGAGUGGGAAGCUGCUUGGUGCACCACCAAGGCCGGGCCACGAGGACCAGACUCGCACCUACUUCCAGAUCAUCACAGUCACUACAGACACACCCAGGGCCUCCACUAUCACCAUCAGCCGCAGUUCUAUAUCUUUGCGAGGCGAGAGUACCUUGCGCCUGUCCUGGGACCGACCUGCCAUGCUGAAGAGGCCCCAGCUGGAGCUCUAUGUGGCUGCUGCAGCCCGCCUUACCAUCCGCCUUGGGCCCUACCUUGAGUUCCUGGUCCUCCGGCACCGCUACAGACAUCCGAGUACCCUGCAACUACCCCAUCUGGGGUUCUACGUGGCCAAUGGCUUGGGCCUCAGCCCCUCAGCCCGUGGCCUGAUGGGGCAGUUCCAGCACGCAGACAUCCGACUGGUGACAGGACCUAUGGGGCCACACUUACGAAGGCACCAGGGCCCUGAUGUGCCUGUGAUUCUAGGCAAGAGGCUGCUGAAGGACUCACCAAGGCUGCUGCCCCGCUGGGCUUCCUGCUGGCUGGUGAAGCGCUCUCAUGUAGAGCAGCUUCUGGGUCACCCCUACCUCUCCUAUGUCCUGUAAUGGCAGAGCCGGGAGACCUGAAUUUGGGAGAUCCAGAAACCAGGGCAUGGGGUGAGCCAGACACAGAGACCCAAGGAUAUGGAAGCACAUACAGGGAUACACAGACUCCCGCAUGUUCUAAGGAACACAUAUAUAAGGGUAUACAAACACACAGACAUGCAGAGGCCUAGAGUCAGAAACCCCUGCAUCUUCAUGGUCCGUCAUGUGUCCAGUCUCACUCCCUCCGAAUCCAAGAUCCACAUCAGCUUUACAAGUCACUUUUGUAAAACAAAAAACAGUCAGUAGUUCUGCUCACAACUUUCCCUAACUCCUAUGUAUUUAAGGCUCUUAGAGUUUCCCUAACAAACCACGCUCACUCCUACCACUGGACCACCAUUGCAUGUGCUUUUCCUUCCGCAUGAGACAUGCUUCCUUUGUUCCUGCAGGUGAAUGUAAUUCAUCCCUCAAGUCCUAGUUAUUACCUCCUCUAGGAGGCCUUUUCUGAUGCCUGCCCUAGAUUGAGUUUGGUCCUGUCUUCUGGGUUCCUAUAGCCCCCCGCCCUCUAAGCUCACAGCACUUAUACUGUGUAGUAAUCAUCUGUUUACUUGUCUUCGAUACCUGACUUAGACUGUGAGCUCUUUGAGGGCAAGGACCUUUUCUGAAUCAUCUAUGUAGCCCAGUGCCUCUCACAUAAUAGGUGCUUAGUAAAUAUUUGUUAAAAGAAUGAAUUAAUUAAUUAACAAAAAAGGAUCCCAUAACAUAGCAGUAGACACACAUAUAUACACACUCACAACCAAAGACAGGAUCACACCCAGAAAAACAGUGGCAAGGACAGAGAUAUGGUUGGAGAAUAGAGGGACAGACUUAUGGAAACACAGGAAUCACAAAACAAACAUGGACAUAGGAGUAUAGAGACAUCAAAAGAUGGGGGCAGGGAGCCAGAAUGGCAGCGUCAGGGACAUAAACUCAGAGAAAAAUGAAGAGAUGCUCUCUUGCUG